AUACUCUGAAUCGAUAAAACAAAACAAAAAAGAAUCUUCAUCAAUCAUACACACUCAACAGUUCCAAUCCACAGGUUCCAAAUCAACAAUAAAUACCACACAACACAUACAUUUUCAUAUCCCAGAAUCAAAACCAAAAAAAGCCAUAGAUUCAUACACUGUCUCAAUAACCAUUUCAUUCACAGAACUUUGGUGACAACCUUAAUGAUGCAGAUUCUCAAGUCUCUUCAAAUUGUUCUGCUGCUAAUAUUCUGCAGUAGACACAUAACAGCACAAACCAAAAACACAUACAUAAUUCACAUGGACAAAUCCACCAUGCCAGAAACAUUCACUGAUCACCUUAACUGGUUCGAUACAUCGCUAAAAUCAGUAUCAGAAACAGCAGAGAUUCUAUACACAUACAAACACAUAGCUCAUGGAUACUCCACAAGACUAACUAACCAAGAAGCCGAAACACUUUCAAAACAGCCCGGAAUUCUCGAUGUUAUACCUGAACUCAGAUACCAACUUCACACAACAAGAACACCACAGUUCCUUGGUUUGCCAAAAACAAACACUCUUUUACCUCACUCUAGACAACAAAGUCAAGUAAUCAUUGGUAUUCUUGACACUGGUAUAUGGCCAGAGCUAAAAAGCUUAGAUGACACAGGACUAGGUCCAAUACCAAGUAAUUGGAAAGGUGUAUGUGAAACUGGUAACAACAUGAAUUCAUCACACUGCAACAAAAAACUCAUAGGUGCAAGGUUUUUCUUAAAAGGGUAUGAAGCAGCACUUGGUCCAAUAGAUGAAACAACAGAAUCAAAAUCAGCUAGAGAUGAUGAUGGACAUGGAAGUCACACAUUAACAACAGCAGCAGGUUCUGUUGUAGCAGAAGCUAGCUUAUUUGGUUUAGCUUCUGGUACAGCAAGAGGCAUGGCUACUGAAGCGCGUGUCGCAGCUUACAAGGUGUGCUGGCUUAGUGGUUGUUUCACUUCAGACAUAGCUGCUGGAAUGGAUAAAGCUAUAGAAGAUGGUGUUAACAUCUUAUCUAUGUCAAUUGGUGGUAGCAUAAUGGAUUACUACAGAGACAUAAUUGCAAUUGGUGCUUUCACAGCAAUGUCUCAUGGAAUUCUAGUUUCAUCUUCAGCAGGAAAUGGUGGACCAAGUGCUGAAAGCUUGUCAAAUGUAGCACCAUGGAUAACAACUGUUGGUGCCGGAACAAUUGACCGCGAUUUUCCUAGUUAUAUAACACUUGGAAAUGGAAAAACUUACACUGGUGCAUCACUUUACAAUGGAAAACCUUCAUCUGAUUCAUUGCUUCCAGUUGUUUAUGCAGGAAAUGUUAGUGAAUCCUCAGUUGGGUAUCUUUGUAUACCUGAUUCUUUAACAAGUUCAAAAGUUUUAGGUAAAAUUGUGAUAUGUGAAAGAGGUGGAAACUCAAGAGUUGAAAAGGGUCUUGUUGUAAAAAAUGCUGGUGGAGUUGGAAUGAUUUUGGUAAACAAUGAAGCAUAUGGUGAAGAGUUAAUUGCUGAUUCUCAUCUUCUACCAGCAGCAGCAUUGGGUCAAAAAUCAAGCACUGUUUUAAAAGACUACGUUUUUACUACGAAAAAUCCAAGAGCUAAACUUGUUUUUGGGGGCACACACUUACAAGUUCAACCUUCACCAGUGGUAGCAGCAUUCAGUUCAAGAGGACCAAAUAGUUUAACACCAAAGAUUCUCAAACCGGAUUUAAUAGCUCCAGGUGUAAACAUUUUAGCCGGUUGGACCGGUGCAGUUGGUCCAACCGGCUUAGCUCUUGAUAAGAGGCACGUGAAUUUCAACAUUAUAUCGGGAACUUCCAUGUCAUGUCCUCACGCGAGUGGUUUAGCUGCUAUAGUUAAAGGUGCUUACCCCGAAUGGAGCCCUGCUGCUAUACGGUCAGCACUAAUGACCACAGCAUACACCUCGUACAAAAAUGGACAAACAAUUGUAGAUGUUGCAACCGGGAAACCGGCUACUCCCUUUGAUUUUGGAUCCGGACACGUGGAUCCUGUAUCUGCCCUUGAUCCUGGUCUUGUUUAUGACAUCAACGUCGAUGACUAUCUUGGAUUUUUUUGUGCCUUAAACUACACGUCAUAUCAGAUCAAACUGGCUGCAAGGAGAGAGUUUACUUGUGAUGCAAGGAAGAAAUACAGGGUUGAAGAUUUUAACUAUCCUUCUUUUGCUGUUGCUUUGGAAACUGCUUCGGGAAUUGGUGGUGGUUCAAAUAAACCGAUAAUUGUUGAAUACAAUAGGGUUCUUACGAAUGUGGGAGCUCCAGGAACGUAUAAUGCUACGGUGGUGUUGUCAUCGGUAGAUUCUUCGUCGGUGAAGGUUGUUGUGGAACCAGAGACUAUUAGUUUUAAGGAGGUGUAUGAGAAGAAGGGUUAUAAAGUGAGGUUCAUUUGUGGCUCAAUGCCUUCUGGAACUAAGAGUUUCGGUUAUUUGGAAUGGAAUGAUGGGAAGCAUAAGGUUGGGAGUCCAAUUGCAUUUAGUUGGACUUGAGAUUUGUGAUAUAUGAAGCACAGACACUCCUCGGAUUAGAUGUGUGCGUGUCCGACAUCGACACGACACCGACACUUUUAAUUACACUGAAUUAUGUUAUUUUCUUAAAUUAUUAGCGGUGUCGGCGUGUUAGUGUCCGUGUCGUGUCCGGAUCUGUAUACGUGCCUCAUAGUUUGUGAUGUUGUUUAUGGGCUGAAACUAACUACUGAUGGGCUUUGGAAUACUUGCAAAUACGGCCCAUGAAAGUUGCUCUUGUAACGGAACAAAACAGAGUGAAGGGAUUGUGAAAGUGUUGUGUCUCUUUGCUGUUUCUCUUUGUUAUUAGGCAAAAGGUGGAAAUGAACACUGAUAAGGAAUUAUAAUUCUUGUACAUGAACAAAACUAUGUAAAUGUGUAAUGGCUCAUCUCCAGUGUAAUAGUUGCUUUGAAUUGUGUAUUCUAUCUUCUCAUGCAAUUAUAUAGUCCUAUAUUUACUGCGUUA
Medicago truncatula (barrel medic) is the source of this 2983-nucleotide messenger RNA. Its product is annotated as subtilisin-like protease SBT1.7. The transcript has a single exon. Gene Ontology annotation, molecular function: serine-type endopeptidase activity. Lineage: Eukaryota; Viridiplantae; Streptophyta; Magnoliopsida; Fabales; Fabaceae. Gene Ontology annotation, biological process: proteolysis. Bases 205 to 2502 code for a protein of 765 amino acids. The record is from RefSeq and is a predicted model, not a curated record.